UUAAUUAAAGAAUAAAAAUGUAUUUUUUAUUUUUUUAAAAACACUUGUUUUUCUUUCGAAUAUAUUUACAACAAUAAUAACUGAAUAAAGUGUCUUGAAAUCGAUCGAUGUUUCAUGUAUAAAAAGUGCAAUGUUUUUUACACAUUACAAACGCCAAAAUUAAGUAUUCUCUUUAUUUAAAUUCAACGGUAUUGCCUUCAAUUAGAAUACUAAAUUAUACUGAGAAAAUGAUUGAAGGGGAAAACAAAAGUAAAAAAAAAAUAUAUUCAAAGGUUUAACAGAAGACAAAUACCAGUUACAUUUACAAGUUAUAACAAUGAAAAAAACAUCAGAAGUAAAUUUUUUCGAUAACCCCAACUGGUAUAUGUUGAAAGUAUUAUUAUCUGCAUUUGGAGGGUGGCCUUAUCAAAAAGCCAGUACUAGCAGAACAAUAAAACGAGCUGUAUUAUUUGUUUUUUUGUUGAGUACACUCCUCCCACUGAUUUUUAAGGUUUACAAAGAGUGGAAAGAUUUACAUGUAGUUUUGGUUUGUGGAUCACAAAUUUUGAUGCACGCUGGAACAUUGACAAAUGCAAUAUAUUGUUUUUUAAAUUUAGACAAGACAAGAAAAUUACUCAGUGAAAUUCGUGAAAUUUGGAAUUUAAAUUUAUCAAAAAAUGAAUUUAAAUAUUUUAAUUAUUUUGCAAAUAAUACUCGUAAAAUAACUGAGACUUAUAUCAUUGGGUUAUACAUCAUGACAUUUUUUUGUUUAACAUAUAUAACAGUACCAACAAUACUUAAUAUUCUUUUACCAUUAAAUGUAUCAAGAACAACAAUUUAUCCAUAUGAGCAUGAAUAUUUAUUUAUUGAUAAUAUUAAAUAUGAAAAUUAUAUAUUAAUUAAUGGAUGGAUAUCAACAUUUAUACAAAUAACUGUAAUUGUUGCAUUUGAUUGUUGUUACUCACAAUUAAUUUAUUUUAAUUGCAGCUGGUUUUACGUUGUUGGAAUUCGAAUGAAAAAUUUAACGACAAUUGGUGAUUUAAAAUUUGAAAAUAAAACAAUUCUUUUUAUUAAUUGCAUACGAGAACAUAUAAAAGCCUUGGAAUUUGCAGAUAGUUUACAAACCAUUUAUGCAACUCCAUUAUUUUUAUUACUCAUUUAUAAUACCGUUAUUAUCAGCAUGACCGGAUGUAAUAUAAUAUAUCAUAUUGAUGAUAAUGAAGAAGUCAUACGAUUUAUUUGUUUUGUUGUUUCACAAUUUUUUCAUUUAUUUUUUUUGAGCUGGCAUGGAGAAAAAUUAAUUGAAUACAGUGGUUUUAUAUUUGAUUUUAUAUACGAAAUGAAGUGGUAUGAUGUACCAAAAAAUGCAAGUAAAUUUAUAAUAUUAAUAUUAAUAAGAUCAUCGAAACCGAGUACUUUGAAAGCUCACAUUCUCGUUGUUUCGUUGGAAACAUUUGCAAUGAUUUCAAAAACAGCACUGUCUUAUUUCACCGCUUUAUCGUCAUUCAAAUGA
Molecule: messenger RNA, 1492 nt
Organism: Aphidius gifuensis
Lineage: Eukaryota; Metazoa; Arthropoda; Insecta; Hymenoptera; Braconidae
Product: odorant receptor 13a-like
Exons: 9
Coding region: 317-1492 (391 amino acids)
Biological process (GO): detection of chemical stimulus involved in sensory perception of smell; sensory perception of smell
Cellular component (GO): plasma membrane
Molecular function (GO): olfactory receptor activity; odorant binding
Source: RefSeq, a predicted model, not a curated record